Molecule: messenger RNA, 1824 nt
Organism: Branchiostoma belcheri (Belcher's lancelet)
Lineage: Eukaryota; Metazoa; Chordata; Leptocardii; Amphioxiformes; Branchiostomatidae
Product: monocarboxylate transporter 9-like
Exons: 5
Coding region: 115-1824 (569 amino acids)
Biological process (GO): monocarboxylic acid transport; transmembrane transport
Molecular function (GO): monocarboxylic acid transmembrane transporter activity
Source: RefSeq, a predicted model, not a curated record
CAUGAGAUCUCGCAGUCUUGUCGGUUCUGCUGACAACUAUGACCGAGCACGACCGACACAGUACCCGGGGAAUGACGUGACUCGCCCCGCCCGCCAGACCGUCCCGUACCGACCAUGGUGGUGGUCGCCCCGGACGGCGGCUGGAGCUGGAUGGUGCUGUUCGCCGGGCUGGGCGGCAUGAUCUGCACGGAGGGCAUGUCUGACGCCGUCAGCGUGCUCGUGCCGGCCUGGCUGAACAAGUUCCAGAGCUCCCGGGCAAGCACAGCAUGGAUCGGCUCGCUACUUUGUCUCAGAUUCAUAGCAGGUCCUUUCGCCGGUGUUCUGAUUAAGAAGUUCGGGUGUCGGAAGGUCGGUUUGCUGGGCAGCGUGAUCAUGUCCGCCGGCAUCGCUCUUAGCGCAUUCGGGACCAACGUGCCUUACAUGUACUUCACCUACGGCUUUCUAGGAGGAGCUGGAUGUGGACUUCCUCUGCUAGCUUCGAUCGUCAGUGUCGGUCAGUACUUCGACAAGAAACGCCACAUCGCUUACGGCAUCUCGGUUGCCGGGGUCGGGGUCGGCAUCUCUCUGUUCUCCAUGUUCCAACAGUACCUCCUGGACGAGUACGGCUGGUUCGGGACAGCUCUCAUCAUGGGCGCAGUCUUACUCAACAACUGCGUCUUCUGUGCAAUCUUCCGACCACUUCCUGAUGUUCCAGAGCAAACUGAACACCAAACGAUAACCGAGAAAGCGGUAGAAGAAGCGAUGAACGCGAAACAAGAGAAGGCAAGGUUGAUUGAAACGCAGGCGACAUGGAACGACGGACUCUUGCAUGUGCCAACUAUUGGAGAACAUAGAGAGUUGCGGUCCAGCAAAAGCAAUUUGUUGGCCUUCAAGGCUAUGUCUAAUGCCAUGUUUCUGUCGCAUGAAAGUCUGGUUAGUAACAGGUCGCGUCCGAACUCUCGAGCCUCAUCCAGGUACCAGUCUAGGGGUCCUUCUCGCGUGAAUUCUCUGCAUUCUCUCGCAAGUUCUCGAGUCACUUCUCGCCUAGACAUUAACGCGGUCCACGAACCGGUCCAAGAAGACGCAGUGCAAACGAAGAAGACACUGAUGCAGAAGAUAAGAAAUCUAGGAACUGCCGUCCUCCAGACGCUAGAAUGGGAUCCUUCUCUCCUGACCAGUCCUCUCGUUUUGGUCUUUCUUGUUUCGAACUUGUUGAAGAGUUUUGGAAACUUCGUGCCUCUGGUUGUGUACGCGGACAAGGCUACGACAGAGGGGCUUACAUACGACCAGGCUACCUUCUCUGUGUCCAUGAUGGGGUUUGCCGGUAUCGUGGGGAGGCUGUUUUUCCCGGCGUUGUGCGGCUUCUGUAAGAUGCGUUCCCUGUGGGUUUUCAUGGUGGCUGUGGUGGGGACAGGCGUGCCGCUGCUGAUGUUACUGGUGUGGAGAAGCUUCACGGCGUACUGUUUCUGCGGGGGACUGUUCGGGGCUUGUCUCGGGGGAGCUGCCGCCGUCGUGCCGGCGCUGACAGUGGACCUGUUCGGGGUGGAGGAACUACCCACGCUCUACGGGUUCGAGAUGCUGAUGGAGGGGGCUACAGGUCUCAUCGCGGGACCCAUAGCAGGAGCACUGUAUGAUGUGAGCGGUACAUACGACUGGGGUUUCGGUCUGGCGGGCUUGGCGCUCAUCGUAGGCGGUCUGGUGUUGUUCUUCGUGCCGUGCCUGGAGAGGAAAGCGGACCUGCCUGUUGUCGAACUCGGAGACGUGGACGAAGGCUACACACCUCAACUCGUCACCAUACCUGAGUUUGAACCGGAAGUGGUCGAGGCCCAACUGACGUCCGUGUGA